CUCGCCUCGUCGCACCGCCCGCGCAUCUAAAAUUCGAGCUCUUCCCAGCUCUUCCCCAGCUCCUGUUAUUGUUGACAUUAUCGUUGCCAUCCUUCGUCGUUGCUGUCGAUUGGCAGUUGGGCUCCCCUCAGCUUCUUCUCCCACCCGGAAGCCAAGAGCGACAGGGCAGGCAGGCAGGGCAUCCAGUGGCCGCCCCCUGGCCAUCGGCAUCGGCAUCUGCAAGCUGCUGCAUCAGCGACACUUGCAGCACCACCCGCUCCAUCUCUUCUUUCUUUCUUCCUUCCUCUCCAGAUAGUGAAAUUCACUUCACAGCCUGUGCAAGUGAAUUUCACUCGUCCGAUCCCAUCUCGACCCUUCCUCACCCCUCCUGCUUCUUUUCCUCCUCCCGAGUAUUUUAACCGCCAAGAACCCUUUCUCACUUUUUUGUGUUACCAUUCCCCCUGCUGCAAAACACACAGACGACUGCAGCUAAUACCACGCUAACUACACGCGGUCACUGUGUUCCCCCCCCCUCCUACAAACCCGUCCAAGUCCCGCCGUACCGACUGAUCGUCAUGAAAUCCAGCUUAGCCGUCAUCUAAUCCUUCCACAAGGACGGUUAGACCAGAAAGCUUCACAGCCACAGAGUGCCAAGACCUGGCCCAUUCACUUUCCUCACGCAAACCUACGGCACCAUUCUUCUCUUACACCACAUCGCCGCCCCCCCCCCCCUUUCGGGCUGAUGUUUCAACUGGUUUGUCGUUAAAGCGGAGGACAACUGCCUUCCACUUCACUCGCCUUCACUCAUCCACAUCAUCGCCUUCACCACCGUCGCGAUCUGGGUGAAAUGCUCCAAGACACGCGCGGCUGGCUGCUCGCCCAGCUCCGGGCAGCCAAGCCCUCUUUUAUAUCCAAGAAGCCGCACUUCAACUUCAUCUCGGCUCACUACUUUUGGAUUUGCGGCCUCACUAUGCUGGGCUCAAUCCUGAUUUAUGCCUCCGCUGGCGGCCAGAUGCCCUACAUCGACGCUCUCUUCUUCGCCAGUGGCGCCAACACCCAGGCCGGCCUCAACACCAUUGACGUCAACCUGCUGAACACGUUUCAGCAAAUAUGCCUGUAUUUUUUCACCAUGACGUCUAACCCCAUCACCAUUCACUCCUCGGUCGUCUUCCUGCGGCUGUACUGGUUCGAAAAGCGAUUCCAGGGCGUCGUCCGCGAAGCUCGUCAACGGAGGAACACCAUGUCCAAGUCCAAGUCCAGGGCGAGGGACGAGUUGAGCCAGGCCGAGAGAGGCCGUCUGAGCGUGCGCAAUAUCAAGGUCAUGCACACGAAUGGCCACCGCUCCAGGAUGACCAACGAUGGCAUCCUGCUCGACAUGAAGGAGGGCGAGGACGGUCGCAUAUCGCCGGGGAGCAACGGCUUCGUUCCCAUCACCAUCACGCCGGCACAGCACUCUCCCAGAGACCAGACGCCGGACAGCGCCUCGGAGCACAACGAAAACGACGCCCAUAGUACGGAUGUGUCGCAAGGUAGGAUCACCUUUGCUCAGCAUGUCUUCCGAAGCGACGGGACGGAACCGGAAGUCAAGCUCCCGCCGCCUCAUUCUCCUGCCCACUUGGCCAUCCUCGAGCGCCAACGAAACGGUCCUGAGGAGACACUGCGCAUCCCGAACCCCCGGGAUGCCGAGAGGGGCAUGAAGCCCAAGCGGGUUGAGGACGACGCUGCCCCAGAGCCCGAGGACGAAAGGAGUAACAGCGUUCCGCAUACCAAUGCUGCGACUGGCGGAGCGAAUGACUUGCCGGAUGCCAUCGGCGGCAAUGGAGGCCGACGGCAGACAAUUAAAAUCGCCGAGCCUGAACGUCCGAGGGAGCCCGAAAGGAGCGUCAAGGACGAGAUUGCGGAGGAGGCCGAGGUGAUUGGUAGAACAAUCUUCCCUUUCGCACUGCGCAAGCCCAGGCUCUUUCAAAAGGACGACAAGAAGACCCACGAAGACGGCGACGGCGCCCCCGAAAAUCCCAUCGCCAGGGUCAGGAGCCGUACCUUUGAUACCAUCAGGACCGCAUUGACCCGCGAUAAAGUCGAGGACAUGCCGUACCUGAGUUUCACGCCCACGAUGGGCCGCAACUCCGCCUUCCCUGGCUUGACGCUGGAGCAACGCGAGGAACUGGGAGGUAUCGAAUACCGGUCUCUGAGGACACUCGCCGUGAUCCUGCUGUGCUACUUCUGGGGAUUCUCAAUCUUCGCCAUCACUUGCUUCCUCCCGUGGAUCUACACCAGCUCCAACGCCAAGUACGCCAGCAUUGUCGAGUCGGCCGGCGUCAGCAAGGCUUGGUGGGGGAUAUUCACGGCGAACUCGGCGUUCAACGACCUGGGUCUCACCCUUACGCCCGACAGCAUGAACUCAUUCAACGACGCGUCGUUCAUCCUGAUGAUCAUGUCCUUCUUGAUCAUCAUCGGCAACACCGGCUUUCCCAUCAUGCUCCGCGUCGUCAUCUGGAUAUUGUCCAAAAUUGUGCCAAAGCGUACCGGGCUGUGGGAGGAACUACGCUUCCUCCUGGACCAUCCCCGUCGCUGUUUUACUCUGUUGUUCCCAGCAGGUGCUACCUGGUGGCUCUUUAUCAUUCUCAUCGGUCUGAACGUGCUCGACCUGCUGUUCUUCGUCUUGCUGGAUCUGAACGAUAAUGCCGUGAGCCACCUACCGGUGCACGUCCGCAUCGUGGACGGCAUCUUUCAGGCCGCGUCCACCAGAACGGCGGGUUUCUCGGUUGUCAACAUUUCGCUGCUGCACCCUGCCGUGCAGGUUUCGUACAUGAUCAUGAUGUACAUUUCAGUCUUUCCGAUUGCCAUCUCGAUCCGUCGCACCAACGUGUACGAAGAGAAGUCUCUCGGCGUGUACCACAGCCCCGACGAAGACAUGGAAGGUACCAACGAGAACAGCGCCUGGUCUUACGUCGGCACCCAUUUGCGGCGCCAGCUGUCGUUCGAUUUGUGGUAUGUUUUCUUGGGCCUCUUCAUCCUGGCCAUCACGGAAGGCCACCGGAUCCAGAAGAAUGACUUCGACGUUUACUCCGUCCUUUUCGAGAUCGUGAGUGCAUACGGCACGGUUGGACUCAGUCUGGGGUACCCCAACGUCAACGCCUCGCUCUGCUCGCAAUUCACCACCGGGGGCAAACUGAUCAUAAUUGCGAUGCAAAUUCGCGGACGACACCGUGGUUUGCCUUACGGCCUCGAUCGUGCGGUUCUCUUGCCUAGCGAGUCUCGAUUCGAGAAAGAGGCCGAAGAGGCGCAGCCAGUCCUGGUCCGAUCUGCCACUGCCGCGUCGACUGGAACAGCACUCAGCGCGACUCGAUCCAAUUUGCGGUCGAGAAGAAUGAGCACAAACAGGGGUCAAGGAAAUCUCAUCACCCAGUUCCUUCACCCAGGACCCAUGAUUCCUCACGAGGACAGCCUGACGAACCUGUCAAGACGAAGCAGGUCGUUUGGCACCGAUGACCAUUCUCAGAUGGGCAACAACAUGAGACGGCGCAACACCGAGCCGGUGGAGGACGACACCACGUCUAGCGACAGUGAGACGGCGGCGCCUCCCCGGAGGGUCUUCACCACGCCGGCACGCUAGAAGUUGCCGCAAUGGACGGCCGCGGAACGGCCGGUCCCGGAGGAACAAAGAGACGGAGACAUUGGACGGAGUUUGGGAUGCUAGCGGGAAAAGGAGUUAUCGGAUCAAAAUCUUUUUUAUUCUCUGGCGCGGCGGCUAGUUGGUUUUUGUAAACCCAGGAUGGGCUAGACGGCUCAGGCUACAUACUUCUCGACGUUGGCGUUGCACACUUCCUGGACAUUCUUAGGACACCGUACACUUUAUGACGAAUCAUGAACUUUUACUAUGCGCUGAACUCCGUGUACCGUGAACUGACGGCGGGUUCGGCCUGAACCCCCCCCCCCCCCCCCCCCCUUCCCCUGAAAACGCCGGCGAAACCGGGGGGGGGAGGCGGUUAUAUCGGCCGAUCUCAGCAGCGGGAUAAGACGCGUUGUUCAUUCGGCCCAAGAGCGAUGCUGAUAGAUAAUGGAACGGGUAACCCGGAAUGUGAAAGAUAAUGUGUUCAUGUACAAGGCUCUACAAGGCCGAUAUUGUACAACUCGCCCAUUUUCUACUCGUACAACGUCCUGACGACCCAACCCCUUUUUCACCAGAAGUGACGCCCUCCCCACCUCGCACCCCUUUCGUUUCCAAAAGCAAUUCGCGUCUCCCCC
Colletotrichum destructivum is the source of this 4227-nucleotide messenger RNA. RefSeq lists its product as uncharacterized. The coding region runs from base 827 to 3595 and encodes 922 amino acids. The record is from RefSeq and is a predicted model, not a curated record. Gene Ontology annotation, molecular function: high-affinity potassium ion transmembrane transporter activity. The transcript has 3 exons. Gene Ontology annotation, cellular component: plasma membrane. Gene Ontology annotation, biological process: intracellular potassium ion homeostasis; potassium ion import across plasma membrane. NCBI's taxonomy places the organism in Eukaryota, Fungi, Ascomycota, Sordariomycetes, Glomerellales, Glomerellaceae.